AUGAAGAGGUCCACAAUUAUCUGUAUCUCUGGAAUGGGUAGAAAUUUGCAGUACUUGUGCAAUGUUUGGGUUUCUAUUGAUCAGAUAUUGCUCAGAAAAAAUAGUUUCAUUGCAUUUUUCAUUCUAGAAGUACCACCACUUCAGAUUGCAGAUUGUGCAAAGGCACAGCGAGAAACACAACAACACCGACAUUUUGUAAUUGUUGGUUCGUCUGCCACUUUCCAACUCAUCGCUCGCGACUCCACCGAUCCUUCUUUCUCCCAAUCCGAUCGCGUCUUCGUCCGUGUGGACAACAACCCCGUUUCCUUCCCUCUCGCUGAAGAUUCCGGUUUCGAAGACAAAUACGAUGACUACAAUUGUGGAGUUAGCGGUGGCCCUUUGCCCGAGGAAGUCAAAAAGGAGAUUUUGGAACUAGGAUUUCCGAAUGAUGGCUAUAACUACUUGAGUCACUUGAGGGAAAUCAAGAACACUGGCGUUAGUGCUGCUUUCUUUCACAAUCCCAAGUUCAAGCUUCAGCACCUCCCUCGUGAUGUUAAGGCAUAUGAUGCUUCGAGAUUGCAAAUUUCUGAGGUCCAUGGAGAGCCUGAGGAGAAUUCAUUGUACACUGUUGCAUCCAAGACUACCAGCGUAAGGGUGCAGAAAGCGGUUGAUCCUGAAGUGGCUGCAUUGCUUGAUGACAGCGAUGUGUCAAGGUUGGGAUCUGAUGUUGAGGAUUUAGAAGAAGACUUUGUUGUUCAGGCAAAUCUUCUUAAAGAUGAAGAUGAUGAAGAGAAGAAUAAAGAAUGUAAUUUAAAUAUACGUUAG
Sphenostylis stenocarpa is the source of this 804-nucleotide messenger RNA. Lineage: Eukaryota; Viridiplantae; Streptophyta; Magnoliopsida; Fabales; Fabaceae. The record is from the annotation of a GenBank genome assembly.